CCAUACUUAAAAUUUCGACGUCAGCAGUACGGUCGCCUCCUACAACGAAGGUCUACCUUAGAACAGGGCAUGGCAUGGCAUAACCAUGAGCCGGAAAAGAUUGCAUCAAUCGUCUGAAUUUCAUCGUCGGAAUCAGUUUUCCGGUGGCGGCGGCGGAUGAGGAAGCUGUGCCCUAAUUUGGACAAAGAGGAUGGGCUGGAGACGGUGCUGGAGGUUCCGAUCCCGGAGGAAAUGUUCAACAAGAUGGGAAGCAACGCUACCCUCCGGUGGCACAACAUGCGCAACCUGAUGCGCGGCCACCACAACCGCCUCUCCAUCGACAAGUGGUCCGCCGCCGAUCCCAAUCCUUUGGCAACCGCUUCCUCUCCCAACCACGACCAGUUCAUGCUCCUCCUCAAGCUCGUCUGCUCUCCGCUCAUGCCCUGUCUCCCCAAAUUAGGUCACGCCUCCAUCCCCAUCCCCGUCAGAGCACCGUCCAUGGAAGCUUCGACGGCCAAUUACAUCGUGCAGCAGUACCUGGCAGCGACGGGAGGAUCGAGCGCGCUGAAUGCCAUAAAAAGCAUGUACGCAGUGGGGCAGAUGAAACUGGCGAUAGUAUCAGAUGUGACGCACAAUCCGCAACCGCAAGCCGCCAUGAAAGCCAGCGAGGCCGGCGGAUUUGUUCUCUGGCAAAAAAACCCUGACUUAUGGUACCUGGAACUCGUCGUCUCCACAUACAAAAUCAGUGCAGGCAGUGAUGGCAAGACCUCCUGGAGCCAUUCUUCCCUCAAUUUGAAUCCCACCAAACUCCCUCCAAGGCCCCUCAGAAGAUUAUUCCAGGCAGGCACACACAAAACCCUAAUAAAUAAGAUUUUUCAUCAUCUCCUCGUUAAUCUAAUCUGUAAUCGAUCUCUGCAGCAGGGCCUGGAUCCAAGAUCAACAGCGAAUCUAUUCCGGAACACAGUCUGCAUCGGGGAGACAACCAUCAACAACGAGAAUUGCUUCAUCCUGAAACUGGAGACGAGCCUCGACAUUCUGAAAGCACAGAGCACAGCCAACACCAAAAUAGUGUACCACACCAUAUGGGGCUAUUUCAGCCAGAGGACAGGCCUGCUCAUCCAGUUCGAAGACUCCAAACUAAUCCAGAUCAAGAACACGCCUGCUACAGACGACCAGGCCGUGUUCUACGAGACAAGCUUGGUGUCUGUGCUCGAAGACUACCGCUACGUGGAUGGGAUCAACAUUGCGCACAAAGGGAAGACCACUGCCUCCCUGUUGAGGUAUGGCACGAAAAUGAGAAGAAGCUGGACGCUCGAGGAGACAUGGAAGAUUGAAGAGGUGGAUUUCAACAUUGAUGGCCUCUCUGUCGAUUACUUCAACCCUCCCUCGGUUUGCAAGAAGGAUAGCGAACGUGAGGACGACGCCAUUUGAUGGUUUUGCCACAGGUUUCAGGUGAUUUAUAUGCAUAUAAAUAUAAGGGCUUUCUUGAUUAUGGAAGCCAUUUUGAGUGGACUCGAAGUUACAGGAAUUUACUUGCUUCAACAUUGGAAUUUGAAGUCAACAUGCAAGAAGACAGGAGGGUGAAUUGUCAACAAGGUUGUUUAAAAGUGGGUAGGAAUCGAAAUCCUGUAACGCUGCCAAUUUGUCGAAUGCUAUGUGGUUGAAAGUAGACCAAGACCAAGUGUGAACCCGACCCCCACCUUAAUGAAGGCAAGCUAGAAAGCAUGGUGCAAAUGCAAUUCAGCAAGUGAGAGUCAAAUGGCGUCGGUGGAAGAGGUA
This is a messenger RNA of Andrographis paniculata, 1758 nucleotides long. RefSeq lists its product as uncharacterized. The transcript is spliced from 5 exons. Lineage: Eukaryota; Viridiplantae; Streptophyta; Magnoliopsida; Lamiales; Acanthaceae. The record is from RefSeq and is a predicted model, not a curated record. The coding region runs from base 157 to 1410 and encodes 417 amino acids.